AUGGAGGCAGCGCUGGGCUGUCGCGUCCGUCCGCGCGCUGCGGUUGGCUGUGUGCCACAGGCGGCCCGUCGUUGUCCGUCGGCCCGGUCUGCUCGCGUUGCAAUGCAUCCGCUGCAGCCGCGUCGCCACCUGCUCGGCGCGAACAGCUUGCGCCGGCCUCGCGUGUCCGCCGGACGGCGGCUGCCCCACCCCCCGCCGUCCCGCGCCCCCAGAGUGGCGCUCGUCGCGGAGUCGGCUUCCAGCGAAAGCAGGGACGAUGUGACUGUAACGGGCGAUGCAGAGGAGCAGCUGAGAGCGUCCGCGACGGAGGGGGGCGCUGAGGAGGCCGGGGCGUUCGAGUGGAGCCGCGCGUGGUACGCCGUGGGCGUGGCGUCCGACAUGGACGCGGCUCGCCCGCACGCCGUCACCGUGGUGGGCCGCCCGCUCGUGCUCUGGCGCGACGCCGCGGGGUCGUGGCGGUGCUUCCUCGACCAGUGCCCCUCUCCGAGUCCGCAGGCGUUACGUGUUGGAUCGCAUCUGUUCCCGCCUCACCCACCUCGACCUCACCUCCUCUCACCCCCCCCUUCCUUCCCCCCCCUCCCCUGCCAACGACCACAGGGCCGCAUAGACGCGGAGGGGCGGCUGGCGUGUUCGUACCACGGGCGGCAGCAAGUGGUUGGGGGGGCGAGGGCAGUAGGGGUGGUGGAGGGAAGCAACGACACCCCCCUGUGCCGCACCUCGUUGCCGAGUGGCAAGCCAGAGGGUGAAGCGACCCUUCAGAGGCGGAUUUGUGCUUCGCAGAAGUUCACCCAACGUGCUGUUGCAUGCAAGCUAAUCGCUCCCCAUUCACCUCGUUCGCCUCCAUGCACGCCAGCCACCCCUUUCCCCCCCCUCCCCCUUCCGACCUCCCAGGGAGUGCUGUUCGUGUGGCCUGACGAGCACUCACCACAGCAGGCGGAGGCGAUGCCGCUGCCGCUGCCGCACGGGGUGGAGUGGGAUCAGUACGACGCGCUGCCGCACUACACGCGGCGCCUGGCGUACGGCUACGAGGUGCUGGCGGAGAACGUGGUGGACCUCUCCCACUUCCCCUUCGCCCACCACGGCGUCGGCAUGACCACCCGCGACCAGGGCAAGCCUGUCAGCGACAUCGGCAUGAAGCAACUCCCAGCCCAUCACAACUUAUGCUCAUGCUUGUGCUGCCUGCACUGCCCUCACCCUGCCUGCACUGCUCUCACCCUGCCUGCACUGCUCUCACCCUGCCUGCACUGCUCUCACCCUGCCUGCACUGCCCUCACCCUGCCUGCACUGCCCACACCCUGCCUGCACUGCCCUCACCCUGCCUGCACUGCUCUCACCCUGCCUGCACUGCUCUCACCCUGCCUGCACUGCUCUCGCCCUGCCUGCACUGCUCUCACCCUGCCUGCACUGCCCUCACCCUGCCUGCACUGCUCUCACCCUGCCUGCACUGCUCUCACCCUGCCUGCACUGCUCUCACCCUGCCUGCACUGCUCUCACCCUGCCUGCACUGCUCUCACCCUGCCUGCACUGCUCUCACCCUGCCUGCACUGCUCUCGCCCUGCCUGCACUGCUCUCACCCUGCCUGCACUGCCCUCACCCUGCCUGCACUGCUCUCACCCUGCCUGCACUGCUCUCACCCUGCCUGCACUGCUCUCACCCUGCCUGCACUGCCCUCACCCUGCCUGCACUGCUCUCACCCUGCCUGCACUGCUCUCACCCUGCCUGCACUGCCCUCACCCUGCCUGCACUGCUCUCACCCUGCCUGCACUGCUCUCACCCUGCCUGCACUGCCCUCACCCUGCCUGCACUGCCCUCACCCUGCCUGCACUGCUCUCACCUGCCCUUGAAUGCCUCUGCACUGCCCACCAGCAGGGCGUGAAGGGCUUCGAGGGGCCCAUCCACGUGUUUGGCUUCCCCACGUACCUCCACUUCCAGGCGCCCCAACUCAUCCUGCUGCUUCAAGUCAAAGGUGAUGGCGACCUGCCCUUUCUCCCCCCUCCCUCUCUCAUUUUCCCCCUUCCCUUCUAUUUUCCUCCCCCCCUUCUCCCCUCCUCCCUUCCCCUUCUUCCUCUGUCGCCCUUGCAGGCCACGCCCCCCCAAGUUUGCUUUGCUGCCGAGGAAGCCGGAGGACACAUACGCGCCCAACACGUACCUGCUGCUGCUCUACAUCACGCCGUGUGCGCUGGGCAGCAGCCUGGCCGUGCAGGUGCGCUGGUGAGGCGCGGCGACGGCAAGAAGCUGCCCUCCGUGCCGCGCUGGAUGCUGCACCUCCGCCAGCACCAGGUGUUUGAUGGUGAGUGCUGCACCUCCGCCAGCACCAGGUGUUUGAUGGUGAGUGCUGCACCUCCGCCAGCACCAGGUGGAGCCAUGGCGUACCCGCCUCCCUUGGCAGGCGUGUUACUGCCCCCCCAGCCGGCCCCCAAGGAGCAGGUGUUGGAGCGCAUGGCCUCCCACACCGCGCACUGCACCGCCUGCUCUGGCGCCCUUACCAACGUGCAGCGCCUCCAGCUGCUUCUGCCAGCCGACUCGCUGCUCUCUGCUGCUGCUGCUGUCGCCUCCGCCUCCCUGCGUGCUCACCUGCCACUUGCUGUGCUGGCCCUGGCGGCUGCUGCGGCAGCGUGGAAGGUGCAGGAGGUGGCCAAGGAGUUUGUGUACACGGGGUGGGACCAUGCCACGAGGGAUUGA
This is a messenger RNA of Closterium sp. NIES-65, 2682 nucleotides long. The record is from the annotation of a GenBank genome assembly. Lineage: Eukaryota; Viridiplantae; Streptophyta; Zygnematophyceae; Desmidiales; Closteriaceae.